GUCACUGAGGAAAAUAGGCAUGGUCAGGGUUCUGAUAGGUUGGCUUGGUUUUGGAGAAUCAACAGUGCAGAGGACAGCCAGACGAGAGUGUGGAUGAAUGAAUUUUAUCGAGUGAAUUGGUUGAAAGCAAAAGCACGAUAUGAUCGUUGGAGCGAAGAGUUGAAGUUAGUACAGCAUGAAAUGUGUUGA
Messenger RNA from Suillus discolor, 189 nucleotides. RefSeq lists its product as uncharacterized. The transcript is spliced from 2 exons. The annotation marks the transcript as partial. The record is from RefSeq and is a predicted model, not a curated record. Lineage: Eukaryota; Fungi; Basidiomycota; Agaricomycetes; Boletales; Suillaceae.